AUGGAAUCGGGCAAAUCCAAAGAUACGAGACAAGCUUGUACGAGAUGUCGCACCCAGAAACGGAAAUGUGAUAAAGGACUCCCUAAAUGUGGGCUGUGUAUGUGCCUGAAAAGAGCGUGCACCUAUGACACCAGCUUAUCACCGCCCGAGGAAUCUCCUGAUUCAUCGGAGCCUUCGCGAGGUCUAAAUUCAGAAACCCCAGCCUCAUUCUUGUCAUCAGAAGAGGGCAUCAAGGCAGCUAUCAUGCGGAGGUUUUCAGAAACUACACCCGAAGAGGUGGCCACAGGAUAUUAUCGCAGCAUCCAGACCUGGUUUCCCAUCAUCUCUUUCUUGGAACUGUGUGCGAGGUUACCCGGAACAUGGGAACAAGCAAGCACAGACAUGUGUCUCCUAUUCAUGAGCAUGUCCCUGCUUCGACAAGUUCCCGAGACCCAGAUCAUGGAUGGUAACUGUCGGUUACCAAAGGCAUUAGAAUCCUCGUAUCUGUCGCUCAAGAGCUGGAUCGCCAUUCUCGAGGGAAGGGGGAUGAACUCUCUCGAUUUUCUCCACGCAAAAGCCCUCUUAGUGCUAUUUGAAGUUGUACACGGCAUCUUCCCCGCAGCAUACAUAACCAUUGGCGCCUUAUUCCGAGCAGCGGAUGCUCUUCACAUAUACAACAGCGGUCAGACAAAUGAUUACAGCGAGACGUGGCGGGGGAUCCUGAUACUGGACAGAUGCAUUGCUAUUGACAAGAAGCACUACCCCUCAAUCAGCAGCUACCGAACCUUUACCAUCUUGCAGACCAAUCCAUCACCACCUGAAUCACCUUCGCCAACCCCUUUCGCAUUUUCGCGCCUGUUCGAAGCCUCUGAUAUCCUUUCGGCGAUACACAAAGCUGAGAAACCAGAUGGAUCAUUCAUUCUUAGCGACAUACCGCACCCCGCUACCCUGGACUCAUUCAAGAAAACGUUGGAGGAGGAGGUCCCUCAUGAGUUGAAGGUCUAUAGUGGCAGUUGGGCUAUUUUCAAUACUGCUUUGCUUUUACUGCACGAAAAAGACAGGCCAGGCGAUGUACGAGAUUCAGACGUGUUGAUACCCCGCAUUCUAUCCCGUGCGUAUAGAGAGGAAAUGCUUUCAGACAUCGCCAACGCAGUCCGGCCAUUUGUGGAAGAAGACUCCGUUCUAAAUUUCGAGCUUUUUCUUCCUCCUUUCGUUACAUACCUCACGUAUAAAUGUGCUACAAUCCUUACGGCGAGGUUGCAGAUAGGAAAUAUGACUCUUCCAAGCAUCAAGAUGUUGAAGUUGAUGAGGAGUUUCUUGAAACUAGUUAGUGGCAGAUGGCUUAUUGCAGCAUACUUUUUGCGCAUGAUUGAUGAAGAUACUACUCCUCGGAUGGCAAAGGCCUUGAGUGAGACUAAAUAG
Molecule: messenger RNA, 1401 nt
Organism: Hyaloscypha bicolor E
Lineage: Eukaryota; Fungi; Ascomycota; Leotiomycetes; Helotiales; Hyaloscyphaceae
Exons: 5
Coding region: 1-1401 (466 amino acids)
Biological process (GO): regulation of DNA-templated transcription
Cellular component (GO): nucleus
Molecular function (GO): DNA-binding transcription factor activity, RNA polymerase II-specific; zinc ion binding
Source: RefSeq, a predicted model, not a curated record